AUGAAGGGGCAAUUUGAAGGUGUGGAGGUAGCCCACAACCUUCAUAUUGAGAACCUCUGGCCGACGCUCAUCCCCAAGUCCAACUUGGACAAGUACAUCCUCGCAGGGGUGCAGAGGUACUUGGGGUUGUCCGAGUUCGCCCUCGGUAUCAACGACGUCAUGGACCCCGCGAUGGAAAGGGGAGCUAGGAAGGUUGUCUUGGAGAUAGAGGCGGCCCGAAGGAAGAACGAGGACAUCCAACCAAUCCUCGACAAAUACGCCGACAGGGCGAUGAAAGGAAGGACGCUCGCGGUAAGGCUGCGGUGCAAGGCGCGAAAGCAUUUUCGUGAUAUGAAUUUCGCCUUGCUUCCCAUAAUGCAGCAGAUUACCAAGGCCUGCUCCUCUAUCUCCAGGCCCGAAGACAUUGCUGAUAUUCCUGGAAGCCCUUCAUUCGUCUUUCAGAUGCCAAGGGGAAUCCAAACGCCCCCGGGGAUACCGCCAAGGCCGGAUGAGGAACCGGAGGCGGUUGAAGCUGCAUCGCCCCCCAAGGGGAACAAUUCCGGGAGCCACGGCGGGGGCGGUACUUCAACUGACUCCAACACUAACAGCAGGGAUAAGACUGUCCAGUCUGGAGGGCUAGCUGGAGGAGGCCUUGGAGGCAUACAGGGCAUCGAAAUUGCGCGAGGCCCGCAGGCCAUUAUAGAGGCGAAGGCCGAAAAUGAUCAGUUAGACAAGUUAUGGAGGGACACAGAAGCCUAUUGGGAAGGCCACCUGAAGAACUCCAUACAGUUGGAGAUGUUGGCCAACAACCGCCUUCGGAAGUUCGAGGCUAAGAUCCGGAAGAAAAAGAAGGAUGACAGUCUGCCUGAGCCCGACCCCGAGGACUUUAUUCCUUGCAACUAUUUCAAGAGUGUCUUGGUACACCGCUUAUGCCCUGGUUGUUGUAAGGUGGGAUCGAUCCUCUGA
This is a messenger RNA of Oldenlandia corymbosa var. corymbosa, 945 nucleotides long. Lineage: Eukaryota; Viridiplantae; Streptophyta; Magnoliopsida; Gentianales; Rubiaceae. The record is from the annotation of a GenBank genome assembly.